AUGGCGCUUGCAGCCCAGGAUGAGUGCCCGAGCAGGCCGACGUUAUGUACUGAAAUUUACCUCACAUCCGCCAGCCGCGUGCGGAGGGAUCUUGGAAUUGCCCUAGCGAUCAUUACGACAGGAGGCCAGGUACCUUCGCCAAGCGGGACAUGGGGGAGCAAGGCGCGAUGCGCUCGUGCAUCGCCACAAACUCAGAGUGGUCCCUGGGGCGUUCGGAUGCGCACGAUGCAAGACACCGAUCCACAGAACGUGCCCGGACCUAGCGCAGGUUCGGCCUUUGAGUGCGUGCACGCACGCAACGCACCGGUUUUGAGCGACACGUUGCGGCGUGUCCAGCAGCGGAGGAGUCCUCGUUGCAUCGACGGAAAGAAAGAGGAGCACACAGCGUCCUCCUCCCCCUCCUUCCCAUUCGUGAGAGGGCCACCAGGGCCGCGCACCAGCGUCUCGGCGCACGCCAAAACCCGCACAACGCUCGCGAUCCUCGCUCGUGAGGCAAAAAACGAUCAAAAGCAGCAAGCAGCAAAGAGUCGCUGAGUGGGAUUGGCCUAUCUGAUUCAGCCGAAAAGGCAGGUCCGACCCCGCGAUGAGUCCAAUUGGCCCGCAUCUCCAUCCGCAUUCAAAUUUCAUUCAUCUCGGCUGCGAGAUACUUAGCCGAGCGUGCUGGAGGCUGAGUUGACACCUGCGAUCUGGGCCGCUCCUGCUCUUUCGAACGGUUUACUAGAGCAGCCGGGCGGAGGGGACGAGCACUGGGGUCCGAGCUUGAAGAGUCUG
This is a messenger RNA of Coniophora puteana RWD-64-598 SS2, 771 nucleotides long. RefSeq lists its product as uncharacterized. The record is from RefSeq and is a predicted model, not a curated record. The transcript is spliced from 2 exons. Lineage: Eukaryota; Fungi; Basidiomycota; Agaricomycetes; Boletales; Coniophoraceae. Bases 1 to 534 code for a protein of 177 amino acids.